Lactuca saligna is the source of this 2040-nucleotide messenger RNA. The record is from the annotation of a GenBank genome assembly. NCBI's taxonomy places the organism in Eukaryota, Viridiplantae, Streptophyta, Magnoliopsida, Asterales, Asteraceae.
UUGAUGGACGAUUAUGUCAUUAACUUUUUGUUUGUUUUGUCUGUUUCCUCAUUUCUACAUCAAACGGAUUCACUCAUUUACAUUCGAUCCAAUCGUUUCGCCCCUUCUUCCUUCACGUAUUUAAGGGUGCAGACGAUACGGUUUCCAGAAUUUUCGUAAACUCAAGCACAAACUUCUGGCAGCGUCUUCGCCUUUUUUAAUCGAUUCAAGAACUUGGUUUUUUGGAAUCUUUUCCUAGUUUUCUACACUACUACUUGACAUGCCAUGGUGUUUCCAUUAUUGAAUAUCUUGGCAGUUUGCAGAGGAUAAAUGGGGUAUAAAGGUAAAACUGAUCCAGGAGAUGUUCCAAGCUAUGGUGCAAUAUUUAUGUCAAAUGCUGGAACAAAGAAAGAGUGUUUUCAACGUAAGUUGCUUGGGCUACCUUUAGCUCAGUCUAAUUUUGUGUUGAAUGUGAAAAAAGGAAUGAUUCUGUUUCUUUUUGAGUUUGAGAGGAGGCAACUUCAUGGAGUGUUUCGUGCUACUUCUAAUGGUGAAAUCGACAUUGAACCUAAUGCAUUCAAAUCAUCAGGAAAAAGCUUUCCUGCUCAGGUUCGUUUUGCCCCUGUGUGGAAAUGCAAUCCUCUUUCUGAACAUGAGUUCAAAGUUGCUAUUAAAGAAAAUUACUUCUCAUGGAAGAAGUUCAAUUUUGGGUUAUCAAAAGAUCAGGUAUAUAAACUUGUAACUCUAUUCCACUCCAAAAGAAUCCCUAAAAAGCCCUCAGAGGGAGAUGCUAGAAGAUUUGGUGAUUAUAGGAAUACCAUUAGAGAUAGGGUUAGAGAAGGUGAAGUUAAAGAAAUAGAUGAUCAGGGCUAUAAGUAUAAUAGGAUACAAGAUGAAUAUAAUGUUAUAAGUAGUUUUGAUCGAGGGUAUUUUGGUCAUAAUGAAAGAGUGGAAAGAGAAGAAAGAACAUUGACUGAACAACACCCACAGUAUGAACCAAGAGGGACAGAUUAUGAUGAAGAUUUUGGUUUUGGGGAUGUUAAUGUUACUUCUUUAUCUCACAUUAACCAAAAUAAUUCCGAUUUUAUCCCUGUUCCUCAAGUAUCAUCAGAGCAAUUUCAACACCCUUUUAACAUUGGAAACACAUAUGAAUCUUGUCUUCCUUAUUUGACAUCUGGUGAUCCUUCAGUGAUUACACUGCAUACCCCUUACAAUCCUGAAGUUCCUGAUUUUUGUCACAGACCUUAUUAUGAUCCUGAAGUCCCUGAAUUUUGUCAUAAACAUUCCUAUUUUACCCCUGGGAAUCCUGUUGAUAUUGAUAACCAUCCUCCAUUUUAUCCAGAUUUUAAAAGCGAAACAGCUUCAUAUCAUUAUCAUGAGUCAGAAAAGAAAGGUUCAGAUGUUGGAUUUUUGAGAAGCCAAAAAAAGAUGCGUAAAGUUAGUGUUUUUGAUCGAUUAACUAAAGCUCCAGAAGUAGUUUUUAAUGAAGAAGAACAUGAAAGAGAUGAAAAAGAUGAUGAGCUGGAUGCAUCAGUUAACAAAGUGAUGAAAAUGUUGGAGAAGAUUGUGAGUAGCCCAAUAAAGAGAAGUGGAAAAAGACAAUCGAGUUUCAAACAUGAUGAUGAUGAUGAUGAUGAUAAUAUAAGACCCAAAAAGAUUGUAGAUUAUGAUCUUCUUCCAAAUACAAAAAAAUCUAUACAAUUUGAAGAAGGUGAUGAUGAAUCAGUUGUUGAAGAAACAAGAGUUGUGGAUUUUAAACGUCGCAAGAAAAUAAACAAAAAUCUUGAUGAUGAAUCCAAAAAAUCUUGUAGCAAACGUAAGAAAUUGGUUAGGCCAGUUUUUGUUGAAAAAGAGUUAUCAAACACAAAUACACCUUUGAAAAAUGAUUGCUGUUUAAGAAAAAUAGUAGGUGAAAAAAGAAAAAAAACGGUUGAAAGCUCGGCGAAAGAAAAUGGGAAUGAUGAAAAAUGUGAAGUGUUGGAAGGGAAAGUUGGUGUUGAUGACAUGGCAGGAGGUGAUUCGUUGAAAGAUGAGAAGAAGUGUGGUUGGGUUGAGGGUUGA